AGUGUGAGUCAGGCAUCUGACCUUUCCACUCAGAAGCUGAUGCUGGCACCAACUCCCCGCAGGAUGGCCUUGCCUAUUGCUUCGCAGGAACUUCAUCUUUUGGAGGGUGCAGGGGAGAUGGUUCAGUAGAUCCACACUUGGCAUACAAGCGUGAGGACCAGAGUUCUAGCCCCAGAACCCAUGUCAAUGUUAGGUGGGUGUGGUAGCCUGCCUGCGAUCCCAGAGCUCAGAGGGCAGUAAGGUGGCUAGCCAGCUACACUCAGUAUUGGUGAGCCCGGGGUUCAGCGGACUGAGUUAAUUGAGUGAGAUGGAGAGAAUUCUGGGAGGAUCCUGGUCCUCCCCACCCAUGAAUACACAUGCGCUCACAUGCAAACAUGCACGCACUCCACACAUUUCAUUCCAGAUUGUCCAAAAGCUAGUAUUUGUCCUUCGCUUUGUUAAGUGUGUGCUUUCCAAGCAGGCAGGGAAGGAUGCUCCACGCUGAGUUUUGGAGGAGAGAGGACCAAAGUUCUUAUACCAGGGAUAGAAGACCCUCCUCCUGGUCUGACCAUUGAUGUCACCGUGUAGUAGCAGAGAAGAAUCCCAGGCAGGCCGUGCUUCCGGUGCCCUGUUCAUUGGAUGCCUUGCUGAGGAGGGGUGUGCAGAUGGUUUAGUGCAUAUGCUUCCCUUGAUUCAGCCUACACUCCAGGGCGUCCAUGCACCUUUAAAGCCACUACUUUAGACUCUUAACCACCAGAGGCCUCUUUCCCCCUCCUCCCAUCCCCAGUUUCCACUGCACCCAUUAAAACCUGGAUGGGAAGUAUUUGCUGGCUGGUCCCAAUUAUUGUAUCCUUGGCUAAAAUGAAGGGCCUCCUUCCAAAACCCUGGCAGUCUGUCCUCCACCUUUCCCCUACUUAACUCUCAGGCCCCCACCCAUUCCCUGGGGUUGCUACUGCUGCUGGUAGCUGAACGUCUUGCCUGGGCUUGCAGAACUGAACGGGCCGGGGUCCAAACUAUUUAGUCUCCUUGGAAAGAAAGCAAUGGUACCAUCCCAUCAUGGGUGAUAACCACCAAGGGAAAGAAUGACAGACGCGCCCUGGGUCCUGAACCAGGCCUCCUUCAGCCAGCCAGUAGCUUAAAUGGCCCUGAAAAUGCCCAUCUCUGGGGUUGAGGGUAGGUACCACUUCAGACCAACAGGCUGCUGCUGGCCACCAGCAGUCAAAUUCCAGAGCGAGUGCGCCUAGGGCGGGGCCUGGGCUAUAGGGAGGGCCGAGCCGCCCCCCACUCCUGGCUCCCGCGCCACACCGCAGAAGCUGGGUAGGAAGGGCGGGUGCCAGCGCACGCGCGCCACACUCCCUGAGGUUCUUGGAGCCCGAGGGAGAUCAGUGUUUCAGGAGGGACCACCCGGAGUGUAUGCGAGCUGCAGGGGCAGACCAGAGAAAGAGGGCACCAUGGCGGCCCUCCUGCUGCUGCUGCCCCUACUCUUGCUGCUGCCACUGCUGCUGAAGUUGGACCUCUGGCCUCAGCUGCGCUGGCUGCCGGCCGACCUGGCCUUCACAGUGCGCGCCCUCCGCUGCAAAAGGGCCCUUCAAGAUCGCGCGCUGGCCGCAGCGGCCGCAGACCCGGAGAGCCCCGAGGGCGGCUGCAGCCUGGCCUGGCGCCUCGCGCACCUGGCCCGGGAGGGAGGGACGACCGCACCCCCUCUGGCACCCGGGGCGACUGUGGCGCUGCUCCUCCCCGCGGGCCCGGAAUUCCUAUGGCUUUGGUUCGGACUGGCCAAAGCCGGCCUGCGCACGGCCUUCGUGCCCACCGCCCUACGCCGAGGGCCCCUGCUGCACUGCCUCCGCAGCUGCCGUGCAAGCGCGCUCGUGCUGGCCUCAGAGUUCCUGGAGUCCCUGGAGCCGGAUCUGCCCACCCUGAGAGCCAUGGGGCUCCACCUGUGGGCAACCGGCCCCGAAGCUUAUCUUGCUGGAAUCAACAAUUUGCUGUCCGAGGCAGCAGCCCAAGUGGAUGAGCCAGUGCCUGGGUACCUCUCUGCCCCCCAGAGCAUAAUGGACACCUGCCUGUACAUCUUCACCUCAGGGACUACUGGCCUGCCCAAGGCUGCUCGCAUCAGUCACCUGAAGGUCCUGCAGUGCCAGGGGUUCUACCAGCUGUGUGGAGUUCACCAGGAAGAUGUGAUCUACCUCGCGCUCCCACUGUACCACAUGUCUGGCUCCCUGCUGGGCAUCGUGGGCUGCUUGGGCAUUGGUGCCACGGUCAUACUCAAGCCCAGGUUCUCAGCUAGCCAGUUCUGGGAAGAUUGCCAGAAGCACGGUGUGACAGUAUUCCAGUACAUUGGGGAGUUGUGCCGAUACCUCGUCAACCAGCCCCCGAGCCAGGCAGAACGUGGCCACAAGGUCCGGCUGGCAGUGGGCAGUGGGUUGCGCCCGGACACCUGGGAGCGUUUCGUGCGGCGCUUUGGGCCUCUGCAGAUCCUGGAGACAUACGGAAUGACAGAGGGCAACGUGGCUACUUUCAACUACACGGGACAACAGGGCGCCGUGGGGCGCGCAUCCUGGCUGUACAAGCACCUCUUCCCCUUCUCCUUGAUUCGCUACGAUGUCCUGACAGGAGAGCCUGUUCGGAAUGCCCAGGGGCGUUGUGUGGCCACAGCUCCAGGUGAGCCAGGGCUGUUGGUGGCCCCCGUGAGCCAGCAGUCCCCUUUUCUGGGCUACGCUGGGGCUCCAGAACUGGCCCGGGGGAAGCUGCUGCAGGACGUCUUCCGGCCUGGGGACGCUUUCUUUAAUACCGGGGACCUCUUGGUCUGUGAUAAGCAAGGCUUUCUUCAUUUCCAUGAUCGUACGGGAGACACCUUCAGGUGGAAGGGGGAGAACGUGGCCACUACAGAAGUGGCGGAAGUCUUGGAGGCCUUGGAUUUCCUGCAGGAGGUGAACGUCUAUGGAGUCAGUGUGCCAGGGCACGAAGGCAGGGCUGGCAUGGCAGCCUUGGCCCUGCGACCCCCACAGGCUUUGGACCUUGUUCAGCUGUACGCCCACGUUUCUGAGAACUUGCCACCAUACGCGCGACCUCGAUUCCUCAGGCUCCAGGAGUCUCUGGCCACUACCGAGACCUUCAAACAGCAGAAGGUUCGGAUGGCGAAUGAGGGCUUCGACCCCAGUGCGCUGCCGGACCCCCUCUAUGUCCUAGACCAGGAAGUGGGUGCCUACCUGCCCCUCACACCUGCCCGCUACAGUGCCCUCCUCUCUGGGAACCUUAGAAUCUGAGACCUUCCGCUUAAGGGAGGGCUCUGGGGGUACAGGCCACCAUGACUGUACCAGGGGUUUGGGUAUCUUUUGUAUAUGGAGUCAUUGUCAUUUUGUAAUAAACAGCUGGAGCCUG
Molecule: messenger RNA, 3360 nt
Organism: Myodes glareolus (Bank vole)
Lineage: Eukaryota; Metazoa; Chordata; Mammalia; Rodentia; Cricetidae
Source: RefSeq, a predicted model, not a curated record